Molecule: messenger RNA, 2533 nt
Organism: Scophthalmus maximus (turbot)
Lineage: Eukaryota; Metazoa; Chordata; Actinopteri; Pleuronectiformes; Scophthalmidae
Product: follistatin-related protein 1
Exons: 11
Coding region: 163-1095 (310 amino acids)
Biological process (GO): cell differentiation; multicellular organism development; regulation of BMP signaling pathway
Molecular function (GO): calcium ion binding; protein binding
Source: RefSeq, a predicted model, not a curated record
AGGAGGAGGGGAUGCUGACGGACUGGCACGAAUUCCUCAGCGCUCCUCAAAUUUCUUGAAAUCGCGGACCUCCUUGCUCGACUCCCGUCCCGACGAACAUCCAGAGCAGCUCCCACCCUCCGAGCAGAAUUUGGGGAAUUCUUUGACACAAAGAAAGAAAAGAUGUUGCGAGGUGGCGCCGUGCUCCUGCUGCUGUCCGUGGCCCUCUGUAGCGCCGAGGAGCUGCAGAGCAAAAGCAAAGUGUGCGCCAAUGUGUUCUGUGGGGCCGGCAGAGAGUGUGCCGUCAAUGAGAAGGGGGAGCCCAGCUGUCUGUGUAUAGAGACCUGUAAGCCCCACAAGAGUUCAGUGUGUGGCAGCAAUGCCAAGACCUACAGGAAUCACUGUGAGCUCCACAGAGACGCUUGUCUGACCGGCUUGAAGAUCCAGGUGGCCCACGAUGGACACUGCCAGGAGAAGAAAACGGAGCAGGCAGCUGCCAGCCCAGUGGUAUGCUAUGCUGCUGACCGCAAUGAACUGAGGAGCCGUGUGAUCCAGUGGCUGCAGACGGAGAUUGUUCCGGAUGGCUGGUUCGCCAAGGGAUCUAACUUCUCCGACAUCCUGCUCAAAUACUUCAAGUCUUACGACAACGGCGACUCCCAGCUGGACUCCUCAGAGCUCCUCAAAUUCAUCCAGCACAAUGAGUCGGUGGUGGAGUUGCAGUCUUACGCCGACCAGGAGAGCAACAAGCUGCUCAGGAGCCUGUGUGUUGAUGCCCUGAUCGAGCUUUCUGAUGACAACGCAGACUGGAAGCUGAGCUUUGAUGAAUUCCUUAACUGUCUGAAACCCGGCUUCAAUCCACCAGAGAAGAAAUGUGCCCUGGAGGAUGAGACAUAUGAGGACGGUGCCGAGACCCAGGUGGAGUGUAACCGCUGUGUGUGUGCAUGCGGCAACUGGGUCUGCACUGCUAUGACCUGCACUGACAAAAUGGCGACCGUGGAUGAUUCCACAGAUGCCGGGGCUGAGAUGACUGAGGAGGAGUGGAACCUCCGUGUGGCUGAGCUCAACAAGCACCAGGAAACAGUCGAGAAGAUGAAGGGCAGCACAAAGGAAGCCUAAAUGAGGACGCAAAUGAAGAAGAGGAUGUGCGCCGUCACCCUUCUUCCAUACUUGAUUUACCUUGUGGCCGUGUUUCAUUGUUUAACUGACAUUUUCCAUGUUUCUCUGCUAUGUUAAUUAUACAUUUUUACAUAAUUUUUUAGUGUUUGUGAUGUUGUUUGUUAGAUGCAGGGGCUAUCAAAGAGUAUAGGAUUCCCUUGUGUUCAGUACUGUCAUGUUUGAUUGUGUUACUGUGCCCCUACACUAGCCCCGGGCUAUUUUUACUACAAUCCUUAUAUUUUUACAGUUAUUCUUAAACAAAUCUGUCAAGUUGUCACUGUUUUUGGAAUGUUGGAGUCACUUUUUGAGAAGGUGGUGUGGGUAGGAACACGAGGAAUCCCCUGGAAUUGAGGGAGCAGCUGGUGAAUGGAGAGAGCGCACUUCUGGACAGCUGGUGCCGCGUGUUUCUCAACCCCCUCAAAGGCUUUACGGUCAGGAGGUUGGUUGAAGAACCGCAGAUAAGAGGGUAAAGCUACUAGUGAUUUUGAUUUUGUUGCCAUUUAGAACUGCCACAGUAGGCCACUACUUGACCAAUGCACUUCUCUUUCUUUCUCUCUAGCUUCCCUAUAGGCUGUAGUUUAUCACAAGCCUGAAAUUUGUUUGUAUCUUAGUGCUGAAUUGAUAUUUUUUUCUGCAAAAAAAGUUUGCUUCUAUGUACAGUAUGUUAUUGACCAGAGUUGGAACUCAUCUGGCUCCCAUAUUAUGCUCAGGCAAGUCUCUCUGGUGCUCAUCAGUUAAACGUUUUUGUUUUUUUCUGCGGCCCAACAUUCAGGGUGACGCAGAAAAAACGCACCCAGGUGAGACCUGGUCUGAAUAUAGCAUGGUGAAAACUGAAACCAAAGUCACGAUGACAUGUUUGAAUGAUGUACAAAACUCUCCGGGUAAAACAAUACUUUGGACCCAGCAACAACACUAUACCUGUGCUUUCAAAAUCAGCAGGACUAGCCUCACUGUAAACUAAAGUAGCUUAGACGCAUCAUGACUUGGUGCAUAUAAAGUGCUUGUGUGUGUGUGUGUGUGUGUGCGCGUGUGUGAUUGUGUGUGUGUGUGUGUGUGUGCUAGUGAAAUGUGAUGCUGAGAGUAGUUUAAUUUGUUAAACGUUUUUAUUUGUUAAAAUCCUGUAUCUGAAUUUGGAGGAUUGACAAUAAAAACCAGUGCCUUAGACCUGCAAACAGCAUAGGUCUCUAUACCUUUGCCUGCACAAAGGCUAUUAAGCCACUUGGCAGAGCAAGACAGCUGGAAUUUAGCAGUAAAACUAGUGCUUUGUGACACUAUCCCAGAUACAUGGCUGUGUGAAAGUUGCAUUACAAGGUUCAAGCUUAAACCUCUAUAUUCCACUAAAAGUGCAGAGACCGAAAGGAAUAUGUAUGUAUGCCAAUAAAGCCCAUACACCACAACG